Messenger RNA from Calidris pugnax (ruff), 3772 nucleotides. RefSeq names its product dystroglycan-like. The transcript has 6 exons. Lineage: Eukaryota; Metazoa; Chordata; Aves; Charadriiformes; Scolopacidae. Gene Ontology annotation, biological process: nerve development; axon guidance; morphogenesis of an epithelium. Gene Ontology annotation, cellular component: dystroglycan complex; dystrophin-associated glycoprotein complex; sarcolemma. The record is from RefSeq and is a predicted model, not a curated record. The coding region runs from base 1 to 3552 and encodes 1183 amino acids. Gene Ontology annotation, molecular function: laminin binding; calcium ion binding.
AUGGACCCCUGCGGGGACCCAGUGGGCACCCACAGCAACCCUCCUGCCUCGGGGGCCCCUUUGGUCCUGGGGACACGAGUCCUGCCCCUGCUCCCUCUCCUCCUGGCGCUGGUACCUCUCUGUGUGAACACGCCGGCGGCGGUUGCCAAGGGAUCAAAUAACCCACAUGAAGAAACAAAGAGCCUGCAAGGAAUCCCAGACGCAACCGUCCUCCUGGGGAAAAUAUUCCAUUAUCCAGUGCCAGGGUUUGCCUUUCAGGGAAGGAUAACUCAGUACAAGGUCACCUUAGCCAGCGGUGCAGAUUUGCCAAAAUGGCUGGACUUCAACCCCAGCACAAACACACUGCAAGGGCUGCCCAUGGCGGGGGAGAGCGGCGUAUACCUGCUGAACAUAGCUGCCCCUGGAAGGACACAUGCCCCAAAAACACCAAGAGCUGCUGGAAAUUUCACCAUCCACGUUCAGGAUGACACCUUUUUCCUGGACACGGAGGAGAGCCUGAAGCUCAUGCCAAACAGCUACCAGUGUGGGAAGGAAGUCCCCAUCACUUCUGCUGAAAUCAUUCUCUCUACUGGAGCAGAAACCCUGGGAGCACAGGAACGCCUCUACAUCGUGCACACGAUGGCGGAGUAUCUCCACCUGGAUUCCUCCCUCCUAACCCUGUUGCAAUACAGAGACUCAGCACACAGAGGCUCGCAGAGCCUGACCGUACUGGCUGAAGACUCUGGGCACCUUGACUUUGGGGUGAACCAUUACGUAGGUCUCUCCUGGCCCGUGAAGUGUGGAGGGUUUGCUGCGCUUCACGAAUUCAUCCAGGUCCUGCAGCACAACGUUGACUCGCAUCACCUCUCACAGCUGCUAGGGUAUGAAAUUGCUGGCUGGAGAAUACUUAGGAGAGGGGAUUAUGAAAGAAAGUCUCCAAGACGACAACGUAGGCAAUUAAGGAUCACACCAACACCUACAUUAAAACUGACUGGAAUUACCCAGAGAUCAGUUGCAGGAGAUGCUUCCAGGCCUUUGUCCUCUACUGUACCAAGCCACUUACUCACACAACUUGUGGUAUUGCCUACUCAGAGUUUACCAUCUUUCGGUGAAGAAAGUAUAACAAUGGCAAGUUUUAAGAUGGAUAUUUUUCUGCAUCUUGUAAGUCAAGAAAGUUUGCUCACCUUAGAAAUGAACUCCACAUGGGACAUGCCAACUAACCCACCAGCAUCUAUUAUGUUUGCAGACUCUAGUUUUCCAGAUCUUUCACCUUCACUGACUACUAAAACACUUCUCUUCAAUGAACCAGAAGUGCUGCCUACUGGAGCUUCUGGCAUGUCCUUGCUGGUAGAGCAGCUGAAGCCUCAUGUGCCUGAGAUGGACUCAUAUUUUCUUUCUAGUAAAUCAGAAGUAUCCACAUACCAUUUCCUACAGGACGUCACUUCAGACACAGACCAGCUUUCCAGGCCCAUGUACACUUGGGUGAUAAACACUCUUCAUGAAUGGCCUCACAGCUCAGCAGAGGCAUUUCCUUCUAAGACAGAAUUCCAUGUAUUUUUGUCAGGAGCAAUGUCAGUCUCAGAAGUGCCAGAUUACAGCAAAGUUCCAGAACUUGAAAUGCUUGCUAGUGCAUCCCUCUCUCCAGAAACAGUCCCUUUGCUAUUCCCAAAAGCCUCAGUAAGAGCCACAACUUUACCUGACUUCACCCUUCCCAUCGAUGACACCUUUCCCCCUGUGCUAGCAAGUGGCAGUCUGAGCCAGCUAUCUGCCAGUAACUAUGACCAGUUAUCUAAACCAUUGAUGACUACCCCACUGCCCAAUGGGUUCCCAUUUGCCGGAGGCAAAAGCCCCGUUUCUCCUGUAACACAGAAAGAAGCACAGACCCUUCAUCCCAAAUUGAAUUUCAGCCACGCAGCCUCAGCCUGCUUUUCUAACACGUUACAUGGCACUUCCCCUAGUAAAGCUGAAGCACCUUGUGAACCAAGACUGAUCACUCUGUCCCAUUCUGAUAGCACUCCAGCUCUUACUCUACCAACAAAUACACUUCAUUCUUCUUACGGCGGCAGCAUGCUCAGACCAGAGAUGCAGUCUGCAAGUGUUUUAUCCAGCAGCACGAAGGAAUGGUAUUCAGACAGAGAUCUGGAAACAAGAAGGAUUCUGCCAAUCAUCACGGAGCCUACCCUGGAGUCACACAACAUCUCAGCCAUCAAGCUGGAUGCUGCAGAAGCACCUCUGGAGACUUUAUUCAAUUCCACUUCUUAUGUGUCCAGCAGCAUACCAGGAGUGGCUCAGACACUACUGCCAUCGCACCAGGACCCAAGCACCUUGCUGUUUCCCACAUCUGGAAGGCCACAGUCUGUGGACAGCACAUGGAUUCUUCCUCCAUUUUCUGUUUCACAAGAGCUGCAGAAUAUAACCCCAGGGCAAGCAAACACUUCCCCAAAGGUUGUUCAUUCCAUUAAAUUCCUAACAGCAACUAUUGGAUGCCUCUUCUUUUUUCCUAUACCUGCCAAUACAUUUUAUGAUGAGGAAGACGGCAACUCAACUCGGUUAUCUCUACAAAUCGUUCCAGCUGAUGGCUCUCCAUGGGGAUCAGAAAGCUGGCUGCAAUUUAACACCUCUCAGCAAACCAUGCAUGGCUAUCCUCUCGAGAUCGAUCUCCAGUAUUCACCUCAGGAGUUUGUGCUGUCUGCCACAGAUUCAGGAGGACUGACUGCCCGGGAAUCCUUCACCGUUGAUCUUCUGAAGACCACCGACGUACCGUGCCACCUUUACACCGUCAGAACAAAAAACAGCUACUACUCUUUCCUGAGAGAGAGAAAAAGGAUUAGUUUGUUUCUAGAGAAGCUCUCCCUCUAUUUGAACUCCAGCAGUCCCCAAGACAUCGUGGUGACCGCUCUCAAACCCGGGUCCACGGUAAUCUCAUGGUAUAACCGUUCGCUAUGUACAAGUGCCAACACAUCUUCAUGCUGGUGCGCUAAAGAUGAAAUCCAGGAAGCACUGGAGAAGUUAAGAGUGCCAGGUGGGCAUGUUAGCCCACACUUUGUCCAAGCAAUGUUGCCAGAAUACAAAAUUGAAGUAAUUUUCAACAUUUCAUACAGCAAAGUCUGCUUUUCCAGUACAAAGCCAUUCAAUGGGUCUUUCAGCAGUACUGUUCCUACACUUCAAGACAAGAAUGACACCCGGAUUAGGAAGACCCCAUCUGCCUUACUAAGCAGUCUCUGUGUCACUGUUGGGGUGGUCCUGAUGCUAUUGGUUUACUGGUUUUGCAAGUGUCACAGGAAGAUUCCCAGACCACAGUCUGUGACAUUUCAGAGGAACUCUCACUUGAGCCAUGCCAACGUAGAACUGGAUGUCCUGAAGCCUCACAAAGCACCUGUACAAGAGUGCAGGGCUUCACUUUCACCUCAGUUAUGGAUACCACCUUCGCCAUCACUUAUCUCCCACAAGCAGUAUUCUAGGUCAAUACCACUGCCUCACAUCAUACCAUCCUUCCAGCCACCAAAAUACCAACUCCCUCCCUGUUAUCAAGAGGGUACGACUACCCAAAAUGACCAGGGCAAUAUCUAUUGACUUAAGAUUUUUUUUUUUUAAAUGAUAUUAAAUCUACAAAAAGAGAAUUUGUACUAGAAUGCAUUAUCCUUAUCACUCAGAAAAAAAAGUCACACGCAGUUAGUGAUUUCAUCAUUUUUAAAUUCAAAUUAGAACACGCUUAACCUAUGCCUGAGAAAGAGGCAGUAGCGAAAACAGAACCCUGGAACUAAGUACUAGACUCAAAUCACAGAAUCACAGA